AUGUCGAGCUGGUGGAAAAACGCGACACCACCAACCCCUGCCAUGCUGGUGAAGGAUGGAGGACGAGAACUCACGUCGGAAGCUCAGUUCGGCUGGCAGGAGAUCUGCAGACAUGGUAGAUUGUCCACCGAGACGACGUUCGAGCCGGGGAGGAGGGCCGUGUUCGUCAAGGUAUCAUCGUCCGAGGAGACGUGCAUCAAGGCGUACGAGAUCCUGAGCUCAAUGUCGCCCGUCUUCGUGAACGUGCACAACAGCUUCGGCUUCGACAUCGAGAGAAUCACGGUCUACAGCGCCAACAUCCCCAAGUUCACGGACACGUCCGAGAACAAGCACUUGGGCAACAGCGGGACUGGGACCUUCUGGAGGCUGACCAACGGGAUCUCGGUCAUGGACUCAAUGUACGACGUGGACAAGUACCUGCGGAGGGACUGGGUCUCCAUCUUCCCCAAGAUGGCCGAGGUCCUGAACGGAUCGUCCCAACGAUAUCAUACCAAUGCAUUUGCAGUGACGAUGGUCAGAUCGAGGGACGACUACGACUUCGUCCAGAUGCUCAUCUACAAGACCAGGGACUCGGACCUGCACACGGGCCACAUGGUCUGGUGCUUCAAGGUGUCGAUGGGCUUGCCGAUGAACUUCCUAUCAGACAUGAGCAGGUCCAUGGGCGUGGAUGGGAAGGAGUUUGAGGGCGGGUUCGUCCUCGAGCCCCAGUCCAGGUGCUACAAGGGGCAAUCGUCAUCGAGGGGAACUCACUGUGGCCUCGACGUCAUCGAGGACUUGUUGGGCCUCGAGAUCGGUGAUUGCUUCGAUCACGAGGACUUGUUGAAACUCGAGAUCGGCGAUUGUUUCGAUCGCGAGGACUCGAUCCUCCUGAUGACCGAGACCGAGUACAUGUGCAUAGUCGGGAAGGAGCUCACCAUCCUGGCCAUCUACAGGGAAACGGACUCGAUAUUCGUCUGGGUCAAGGGCAACACGGAGCAGGUGUACAUGAACGCGGGCAUCAAGGCACACACGACCACUGAGAUCAUCGGCAACAUGAGCUUCAGCUCGUACAACAACGACCACCUAGGCCUGGUCCACAUGGCGUUGUGUGUCCCGUGCGGGCGCAUGAUCGAGAUGAGGCUCGGGCCUGCGCAACUCCACAGCAUCAAUUGUCGACUCACCACCGCGUGCGUGUGGGAGGUGUAUUGCGCGGGCUGCGCGGAGAAAGACGGUGUCCCGCCACCCAGUGUCAAGGAAGACGUAGUCAUGGAAGACAAUGUCAAUGACUCUUCAGAUGGUGUCAAGGAAGACAAUGUCAAGGAAGACAAUGUCAAUGACUCUUCAGAUGGUGCCAAGGAAGAUGGUGUCAAGGAAGAUGGUGUCAAGGAAGAUGGUGUCAAGGAAGAUGGUGUCAAGGAAGAUGGUGUCAAGGAAGAUGGUGUCAAGGAAGAUGGUGUCAAGGAAGAUGGUGUCAAGGAAGAUGGUGUCAAGGAAGAUGGUGUCAAGGAAGAUGGUGUCAAGGAAGAUGGUGUCAAGGAAGAUGGUGUCAAGGAAGAUGGUGUCAAGGAAGAUGGUGUCAAGGAAGAUGGUGUCAAGGAAGAUGGUGUCAAGGAAGAUGGUGUCAAGGAAGAUGGUGUCAAUGGCUCUUCAGAUGGUGUCAAAGAAGGCGAUGUCAAAGAAGGCGAUGUCAAAGAAGGCGAUGUCAAAGAAGGCGAUGUCAAAGAAGGCGAUGUCAAAGAAGGCGAUGUCAAAGAAGGCGAUGUCAUGGAAGACGAUCCCAUGGCAGACCGUGGCAGUGGCAGGCUAGACGGUCUAGUCAAUUACGCGGACAGAAACGGCUUCACCUUCAUGGACCUGGCGAUGAACAAGAUCGGCCGCACAGGCAGGCGCUACAAAAAGACGACCUUCCCGAACCCAGGAGCCUACAUCAACAUAUUCGCUUUCAUUCGCAUGUUCACGCCCGCCGAAGUCACGUUCGGCUGCAUUUACCCGCGCGGUAUGGGCAUGGACAAGGACAUUGAGAUUAUCUCGAACUUCUUCGCCCUGGACAAGUCCACGAUGCGCACGAUGCUCGCGUUCUUUUGGCCGCGCACCAACAAGGAUAUCACCAACAAGGAUAUCACCAACAAGGAUAUCACCAACAAGGAUAAGGAGGUGGAGGAGAAGGAGACCUCGGACUUCCUCGACGUGGAGCAGUGGAGGGUGUGCCUUAUGGUGCCGUCGGACACAUAG
Messenger RNA from Fonsecaea monophora, 2211 nucleotides. RefSeq lists its product as hypothetical. The record is from RefSeq and is a predicted model, not a curated record. The transcript has 8 exons. Lineage: Eukaryota; Fungi; Ascomycota; Eurotiomycetes; Chaetothyriales; Herpotrichiellaceae. Bases 1 to 2211 code for a protein of 736 amino acids.